AUGGCUCCGAGCUUUAGAGAUCUUAUCGAUUAUUUACUGUCGGAGAUUGCGCUCUGUGGUGACCAGGGUGCAACUCCUGCGGAAGUCUUAUCGUUUAUCGAUGCUUUUUACAAGAACCCGCCUUCAGGUGGAGCUCUUGCAAGAUCCAAUCGGAAACCUCUCAUCGACCGUCGAUUCCAGGAGAAAGUCUGGACCUGGUUGACGAGGCAUCCAGAGGUUUCAGUGGGCAAAAACAGAGAAGGGAAUGGACUCACUCUAGCUGAGGCGGAAGGCGCUCAGUCGAUCAGCGCUCCUGUCGCCGACGAAACCAAGCCGUCUCUCAGCCAAACCGGUGGACCUCGAGUCUUCGUUUCCCAGGAAAGAACUUGGUUGGCGAUCACGGGCCAUGAACCGGACGAAUCUAGAGUGCUGCCCACGGAAUUUGCUCUUUUGUCGAUCAUUGCGUCCCGCAAAUCUCAAGGCAUAGUUCAGACUGAACUGGUCAAGGUGAGCGGCCAGGACAAACGAUCGGUUCCGAAAAGGACAGAUGCAUUGCAGCAGAAAGGCUACAUCGAAAAGCGCGCCGUCCAAGUGAAGGCGUCGCGAACCAGCUUAUGUACCUUGCGGAAAUUCGUCCCUGAGACCCCAACCUUCAGCGCCACCGAAACACCCGCAGACCGAGGACCAAAACCAAAGCAUGAACCGGGCGACAUUAUAGACUUUAAAGUCUUUAUCGACAGGCUUUUCGGUAUCUUGAAGGAAUACAAGAUCAUCGCGCGCAACGAUCUCAAGAGGAUUCUGGGUUUCGCCGACGGCUGGCGAUGGAGGAUCCUCUCGAGGGCUCUCCGGAAAUUCGAGCGCAUUGGCUGUGUCAGGCGGGUAAAGGCUCAGUCUCAGUAUCAAGAGACCAUGAAGGCGUUGCAUCCUUGCGUCAUGUUGAUUCGUGAGCCGACUGAGCGGGAUCUCGAGCUGUUCCACCAGGAUAGCAAGAUCUUAUUUUCCAACCUGGAACAGGAGAAUGAUAACAAUGCCGAGCUUGAGGAUGAUGUCGAUGCCGAUCCGACAAAACAAGGGCCGCCUGCCACGAACGCUGAUGGAUCGCUCGUGGUCAAGCAAGAAGUCGUGGAAGGUGGGCGAACGCUCCCGCGAUGGACUCCGGAUCGAAACAUCCAUAACCUCAUCUUUGAUGUCAUCGAUAGCGCUGGUACUUCGGGAAGGACAAAUGCCGAUACCAUUAGAGUCGGCUUUGGAGGCUUCUUUCGUCGCCCCUUGGAGAACACGUUAAGUCGUCUAGUCGAAUGCUGGCAGGUUUCUCAACCUCCGCAUCUCCGGCACCUAGCUCUUGUUCGAGACACUGCUCUCAGCAAGACGGUCACCCACUACGUUCAUUACUCCGCCAAGAACUUCAAAAAGUUGGUGGAUUCCGGGGCUGCCAGCUGGGAAGCGGUUGAGUUUGUUCCCAAAGAUUCUAAGAGCGAGAAGAUUACGGUGCCGCCUGUUGACGCUGUUCCUAAGCUUGACGAAUAUGGCUUGCCUCCAAUAGAUCCAUCAGCUGAUUUCAUUAAGAAGGGUGAUGCCACGCUUAGGGAGUGUGUGGCUGCGGCUAAGCCAGCGGAUUAUCUUCUAUCAAGCAGUGAUCCCGUGGCGGUAUUGCUGCCGGGUGGUACAUACAGUAAGUUGUCCCUUGUCAUGAAUGCUACGGCUGAGCUAAACUCUUCUCUAGCUGUUCGAAGCCGCCGCGACAAUAUCCCGCCGGCAGCAUUGAAACGUAUUACAAGGCCUACCAGGGUGCUUGGACGGCCGAAGGGAACGCCUAACAGACCAGCGUCACUUCACCAAGACGCCAUUCCACUAGUGCCUGCGAAACGCGCUCCAACUGCUGUCGAACUGGAUGAAGACUUUGACGAAGACUCUAUUACAGUGUUCAAAAGGCCACGACUAUCCAAAGGGGACCCGGAGCGAUUCAAGGGCAUGUCUGAGAAGGAAAAACUUGAGGCUCUGGGUUUGGACGAAACUUGGACUGAGUACAAUGUCUUCUUGAUUGAACGUCCCGCUCCUGGCGUCUACAUCACUCCUCGUGGAAAGCGAAGGCCGGCGGGCCACAGGCAGGGUCGACCCAAGAUUAGUCGCAUCGCUAUAUUCAAGUCCCCGAAGCUACGGUCAUUCCCAUGGUUCAUCGAGGAAGCAGCGGAGGGUAUGUCUGACCCCGAAACGGUCGAUACUGAGACCCCGGCUCCUACACCGAGUGUCGACGGUGCUUCUCAGAAAGCGCACACUCCUUUGAGACGUGCAAAGAGAACCCACCAGGAGGAUGGCGAUGUUGUUGCUGCACAAGAAGUAGGUGAUGCUCAACCACCAAAGAGGCAACGCAUCGACGAGAAAAGCGCAGCCGAGCAAGAUGCCGGGUUGCCUGGUGGUGAGCCAAAUAUCGCUGGAGAGAUCAUACACGGCAAGAGAACCUGUCAGGAAGAUGUCGAAGUCGAGGAUAUUACAGCGAAGGCGGAUGGUCUUCAAGAGGACCGAUCACCAAAAAGAUUACGUCUCGAAGAGAACCAGGCUGGAAUUACGGGGACACAUCCAGAGGGUACCGUGGAAAGUGCGUUGUCCAAGCCAGUUGAUUCAGAGCACAUCGCCACGGCCGAGACUCACGACUCCGCUGCCGUUCGUGAUGAUCUGCAACCCGCAAAGGAAAAUGAAGUGGGUGUAGCAAGUGUGAUUUCCACGACCGAAGUGCGGCCUCAGGUAGCCCCUCGCGAAGUCUCGUACACCCCACGGGGCCGGAAAAAGAAGCCACGAAGUGAGAAGGGAGGCUCAGUGGCUGUGCUGAGAAGAAAGAUCAUCAUGGAUAUCGUGGAAAAAUGUGGCGGAGCGUUCCCCUUGGGCACCGAGCUGUGGUAUCCAUUUGUGACGGCUUGGAUGAAGACAAAAUACACCGAGAAGCCCGAUUUACGCACUGUUCGAUCAACGGCCAAACACCUGAUUGACGCUGGCAAGCUGCGCCAGCUGACUUUCAGCGGCAGAGACAGCAAAGGCGUUAUGGUCACCAAGAGUAUCAUCACGAAGCCAGAAAUCGCGCCCGAUGAUCCCAUAGUGAAAGACUUGCAGCAUAAGAUGCUUACCAGCGAGGCGCGCUUUUACAUUCCCCCUGGUGUGGAGGUCGAUCCGACGAUCUCAAAAAGUACCCGGGGCGCGCCCAGCCGGACAUUUGGAAGCGUGGCCAAACUGCCUUUUGAGCCAGGUGUUACUGUACACCUUCACCAAAAACCGGCACUUGUUGUUGCCCAAGAAAAGAGGAAGGGACAGAGUAUCCAAAGGCGCCUUUUACAGGCGAUUGGAGCCGAUGCUUCUGCUGCUGCGGGCGGGCGUCGUAAGCCUGUUCGUCUUAUGACCAUCCAACGUCCAUCUGCUCAGGAUCCUUCAGCGGAAGGCAUAACGUCCAUCUCGAGGCCAGCGCCAGCUGCUCGAGCGAAGGCUCGACAACCCCUGCGCAAACUUGCCCCAGCUCCAGUCCCAGGCGGAGAGCCUGGCCAGGUCCCUGUCGGCCUGGCUGGCAAGAUAAAACGGACGGUGCAUCCAAUCUCGACAAUGGCACCGUACGCCAUGCUCAUGAAUCCCCGACAGGAAUUUCACCCUCCAACCGGAACAUUUUCGUGCCAUGCUGGCCUUUCGGCAAUCCGAAAGCAGCAAGUGCCAGAAAAGAAGCCGACGGGCGUGCUGCCUCAAUCUCUUACUGAGAUAGUCAGCCAAACCAAGCCGCCUAGGACUGUAUCUGCCGUGGAUCCGCGCUCCAGCAAAUUCUACGCGGAAAACGACGUAAUCGCUAAAUGGGAGAUGCAGAAUGCGGAGCUGUUCGAUGCCAGGAACAAAGAGCUCGUGUAUAUCAACCAGACGAUGUCGGAGCCUUUCCAGGCGGCUCCUAUUGAAGGAGGCAUUCGGUUUGAUGUCGAUGAGCCUCUUCCACAGCCUGUAGCGACGCCUCUGCCGAAGGUUACGCGCCAGGUCUCUCGUGCUAUGGCGGUUGCAAAAGAAGCAGCUGUCCCAUCAGCCGGUGUGCAGACUCCUGCGCUAGUCUCUUCGGAAUCGAACGAGGCCUUGGCUGAGGAGCAACUGGAACAACCUCCGGCUCGACCACCUGCUCGUCGUAAGGCCGUUCGGCGGAAUCGGUUUGCUAGAGCCAUGCCUGAGGCUUUUGUCCGCAAGCUCAUGAACGCGAUUGUGGUUGUCAGGACGCUGGCAGGGGGUCUAGAGGGCAAACAUGUUGACUGGAGCCUUGUUGCGAAAGCCUUCCCCGAACAUGAUCCGCAAUUUAUCCACGAUCGAGGAAAGGCGAUUCUGAGCCGCAACAGACUGCAGAUGGCCAAAAUGCAGAGUGACUUUCAAGAACGGUUCAUCGAAGCCUACGAGAGGGACGAAGUGCCUCGGAUCGAUUACGACAAUCUGGAAGGCUAUGAUUGGGGCAAGGUAGCGGAGUGGGCGGACUCCCAAGUCGAUAUUCCCAAGUCGCAGCUAGUCCCUGAUCUCCCAGCAACAAGAGAACAGUUUGAUGAACUGUUUGAACUUCGCGAGGAGUCCCCGUCAUCGGCUCUCGAUCAGCUUUAUACCAACAACCCGGUCGCCACGCUGGGCAAGAAACGAGCUAUCUAUGCCAGCGUGCUGUUUGCGAUCCCUCUGAAAGAAGAAAGGCCCAAGAGCCAUGCGCAGAAACAGAGGCAGGCCGAGCUUUCUCGUCUCGAAACUGCAAAGACCUGGAUUCGCGCCAACGUCGUUGCAGGGGAGGAAACGUACGACUCGGCGGCUGCCAGACGGUUGCUGGCGCGAUUCCCACAGCCUCUGAUCGACGACGCGUUGCAAUCUUUGGUCACUGAGCGAGUCAUAGCCGCAAGCAACCGGGGCCGCAUCACGCCAGGACGCAACUUCAACCUGACCGAUGUCUUCCAUACGUCGCUGGGGCGCAAACGGGCGAUUGACUCUGCUCUCCUGAAACGCGCGGCGCGGUUCAAAACGCAAGUCUUGGACGAAGACUUCCGCCAGCAGGGCUUUUCCGAAGUGCAAUACAAUGCCGAAGACGGGGAUAUCCUGGCGAUCAUCAACUUGGCGGCCGAACGGCAGGUGGUUCUCAAGGCCUAUGAUCCGCCGCGGGCGUUGUACGGGUUGACGGAAGGAGGAUACGAGACGAGGGUGAUCGCGAAGGACAAGUUCCGGUUCACGGUGCAUGUGCGGCCUGUACGCGGGACGUAUGUGUACGGCAAUCCGAUCAGGGAGCAGGCGUGCUCUGUUCCGCCGCCACGGGGGGAGAUGGAUGUAGCUGAGCCGUUGACGACGCUGCCAGGCAAAGUCCCCGUGUGGUUCGACGUCAACGGCAACCUAGUCAAGUCGAUGUGGGACCAGGUGGUCGCCGCCGUGGUGGGCAUAGUCGCCAUCCGGCCUGGGAUCGGCGCGGCGGCGAUUGCCAGCAUGGUCAAGCCGACGAUGGGCGCGUGGGAGGUUGAGCUGGUGCUUGAAUGGCUGGGCCGGGUGGGUGUUGCGAGGCGGCUGCCCCAGCCGCAGCGUGUGCAUCACCAUCCUAGUACAGCCGGAUGGGUGGUUAAGGAAUGGUGGUGGCUAGUCGUGUGA
This is a messenger RNA of Rasamsonia emersonii CBS 393.64, 5592 nucleotides long. Its product is annotated as TFIIIC transcription initiation factor complex subunits Tfc3. Gene Ontology annotation, biological process: 5S class rRNA transcription by RNA polymerase III; transcription initiation at RNA polymerase III promoter. Lineage: Eukaryota; Fungi; Ascomycota; Eurotiomycetes; Eurotiales; Trichocomaceae. The transcript has 2 exons. The coding region runs from base 1 to 5592 and encodes 1863 amino acids. Gene Ontology annotation, molecular function: DNA binding. The record is from RefSeq and is a predicted model, not a curated record. Gene Ontology annotation, cellular component: transcription factor TFIIIC complex.